GUUGGAAAGAUGCCAUCAGCACUGCAAUAAUCAAUUUCAAUAAUGAGAACAUGCAGAUCACAUGGGCAGCAAGAGAACUAUUUCCCAGUGAGAAUGUGUCAUUUUCUUAUACAUUUGAUGAAGGCAAGCACAAAGUUUGGAAGCCAUGUCCCACCUAUUUAUUGGAUCAAGAUUAUAAUUCUGGAUGUCUUUUUAAGACAGAAGGACCCACCCUUGCCAUCUCUAUCAGGAACAGCAAUGGAAGUGAAGAAUUUUUUUCUAAAAGACUAAAAUCUGACUUUUAUAUAAAGCCCAAUCGACCAGAAAAUGUAACCUUCUUCUGGAAAGAGGACACUGUAACUGUAAGCUGUAAUAAACCAGAACGAGCUGUGAAGUGCUUGAGACUUGAGCUUCAAUACAAAAGCAAGUUUGACAAAGACUGGCAAUCCAGAACUUCUAAGUGUUGCAGUGUUGGAGAGCAAGGCUUUGAUCCAAGGAAAUGCUAUUCUUUCCGGGUCAGACUGAAGAGGCUAGUACCCCACUGCAACGUAGUUAAUUACAGCAGUGAUUGGGAAGCAGAAACAUUUUGGAUGAAUGGCACGUUAUUAGAUUCAUGUGAUGAUGAUAUAAAAUCUCAGUCCAACACGAUAAUUGUUUCAAGUUUUUUGCUGGCAGUACUUCUAAUGAUACUUACCUUCUUGAUUCUUCUGUGUAAAUGGCAGAGGCUUCAAAAGUCAUUCAUGCCUGCUAUACCAGCUCCAAAAUGCAUAUUUGCCGAUCUCUUCAAUGAUCAUAAUGGAAACUUCCAGGAAUGGAUAAACAAAACUGAUCAUGUAAUGGUACAAACCAAGCUAGAAUAUGAAGAACCAGAGUUCAUCAUUGAGGCAGAAAGCCUGCAAGAAGAUGAGAAGAAUAGUGACAAACAGGUGCCUCAAGAAAAAAUCUUCAGUUUCUCAAGAGCGGCUGAAAAUAAUGACCCCAAAGCAGCUCAGAUUGCCUGCCUGAUGCCAACAUCCAACACUAUAGCUUCUUUUGCUGGCUUCCAGAUUUUAAUGAAUGAUGACAUGUAUGUGAUGUUAUAA
This is a messenger RNA of Balearica regulorum gibbericeps (East African grey crowned-crane), 1061 nucleotides long. The record is from RefSeq and is a predicted model, not a curated record. NCBI's taxonomy places the organism in Eukaryota, Metazoa, Chordata, Aves, Gruiformes, Gruidae.